Oryza sativa Japonica Group (Japanese rice) is the source of this 3490-nucleotide messenger RNA. Its product is annotated as chaperone protein dnaJ A7A, chloroplastic-like. The record is from RefSeq and is a predicted model, not a curated record. NCBI's taxonomy places the organism in Eukaryota, Viridiplantae, Streptophyta, Magnoliopsida, Poales, Poaceae. Gene Ontology annotation, biological process: response to heat; protein refolding. Gene Ontology annotation, cellular component: cytoplasm; chloroplast thylakoid membrane. Gene Ontology annotation, molecular function: heat shock protein binding; ATP binding.
ACACCUUACCUACUUUCAUCAAAAGAAAUAAAAAACAACACUAAUAAAUAAUGAACAUGAUUUUAGAUGUAGUAGGUAUUAUUCUGGAAUACUCCUCGUCGGAAACAUAUGGAACGCAUUUCCCUCAAAACGCAAAAACCGGGGCCCCGAGCCCUCGACACCAACCCCGUCGGAUGUGAAGCCGACGGCCCAGAUGGAGGCCAGCGGUGCCAAUGCGUAGGCCACGCGUGCCUCUGCGCAAAUCUUAUCUCCCGGGAGGCUCCGCUCCACUUCCCUUCCCGAGUCACUCAAACCAUCCAAUCCCUCCACCUUCCCUUCCCUUGCCCCCAUUUCCCACCGCUGCCGCGCCUUGCCCCCAUUCCCCACCGCCGCGGUGCGGCCGCCGACGACCUCCACACCUCGAGCACGCGUGCCGCCGACGAGGUGCCCUUCUCUCUCUCACUCUCGUCUCCCCCAUUCCUCCCCUCUUCCCGUGUCCCGUCGUCCACAGCUCCCCGACCAAAUCCCUAGCCCUACUAUUCCCCACCCACCAGGCCUCCCUCGCGCGGUCACGCCGCACGAUCGGGCCCGACAGUGCCGCCGCUUCUUGCCCUACUGCCGCGGUUCUUUAAGAGGUUGUCCUGAUUUGCUGCAGCCCAGUAGGUAUUGUAUAUUUUUCUCGUUGGUAAAUUUGGCAGCAAAAAAAAAAGUGUUUAAUACCGAAUGUUAUAAACCCGAGCAUCUCAUGGUGUCUAUAUAUCAGCAUAUAUGAUAUGUUAGGAUUGGUAAGGAUGCAUAUCACACGAUUACAAUUACCAACUCCACCUCGAAGAUAAUAAGCCCAAUAGUCUAACCCUAAAAUCCCUCCCUACCUGUCCGUUCCUUUUCUCAACGAUUCCCAGAAGCGCCGCUUAUCCUCGAGCCGAGUGGCCGACAGCGCCGCCCAGGAGUCGAGGAGUCGUAGCUCGUAGCGCCACCCUUCCUUGUGCGCGCGGUUGUGCCCUUUCUCGCCGCCGGUCUCCCCGCUUCACCUCGCAUCCUCAACGUCAACAGCUGCCAUCCGCUCCUCACGCUGGCUAUCGGGAAGGUCAGUAGGUCACGCCGUCUCCUUCCCUACUUGCCUCCGGCCACCCUAAGACCCCAACUCGCCUCUUCCUCGCGCGAAUCGCCUAGUUACCCGGCGGGCGACACCCCUACUCCCGUGUGGCCGCGCGUCCUCGUCGUCUUGCUUGCCCUGCUUUCUUUGGCUCACGAGCCAAACGAGCCCGCUCGAGCUAGACAACUAGCCGAGCCUAGCUUGGUUUUCUAGCUCGUUAGGAUAAUAAGCCGAGCCUAGCUAGACCGAGCCGAGCUGGCUCGACAUCCACCCCCUACACGCGUGCCUUUGCCCAAAUCUUAUCUCCCGGGAGGCUCACUUCCCUCCCCGAGUGGCUGCGACGACCUCCGCAGCUCGAGACGAGGUGCCACUUCUUCUUCUCUCUCUCCAUCCCCCAUUCCUCCCCUCUCUUCCCGUGUCCCGUCGUCCACAGCUCCCCGACCAAAUCCCUAGCCCUACUAUUCCCGCGCCCGCCCCUCCCUCGCGUGGUCACGCCCGACAGCGCCGUGCCGCCACCGCUUCUUGCCCUAUUGCCGCAGUUCUUCAAGAGGCUUUUGUCCUGAUUUGCUGCAGCCCGCUAGUAUAUUGAAGGUUGAAGCUUUGUGGGUAUCCAGCAAGUAUUUCAAUGGCGUUGCUACAGUUUGGAGGUACCUUGGCCCCCAAACUUGGGGAAAAACCUCAGCUGUUGCCCAGGUCACCUGCACUUACAAGAGUUAUUUAUGCUGAUCCAAGAUUUCUGGUGUCGAAAAGUGGUAGUGGAGGCAGGCUUAAACACCUUGUAUCACCUACUGCUAGUUUACAAUCACGGACAUCUUCUCGACUAUUUAACCAUGCACCAUCACCGAGAUUUCGCCAUCGAAGGAGUUCAAGGUUCAUUGUCAGAGCUGAUGCUGAUUUCUAUUCCACACUUGGUGUUUCAAGAAAUGCUAGUAAAUCUGAAAUCAAGAGUGCCUAUAGGAAGCUUGCUAGGAGCUACCAUCCUGAUGUGAACAAAGAUCCUGGUGCUGAACAAAAGUUCAAGGAUAUUAGCAAUGCUUAUGAGGUUUUGUCUGAUGAUGAGAAGCGAUCAAUCUAUGAUAAAUAUGGAGAAGCUGGUUUGAAGGGUGCUGGAAUGGGAACAGGAGAUUACUCAAACCCAUUCGAUCUCUUUGAAUCAUUAUUCGAAGGCUUUGGUGGAAUGGGGGGAAUGGGAGGCCGUGCUGCUCGGAACAGACCAAUGCAGGGUGAUGAUGAGGCCUACAAUCUGGUACUCAAUUUCAAGGAAGCGGUGUUUGGUGUAGAGAAAGAAAUUGAGAUCACCAGACUGGAAGGCUGUAAUACAUGUGAUGGAACUGGUGCCAAGCCUGGAACGAAACCAACCACAUGCAAAACAUGUGGAGGACAGGGACAAGUGGUCUCCUCAACAAGAACGCCACUUGGAAUAUUCCAGCAGGUCUCCACCUGCAAUACUUGCGGAGGCACUGGUGAAUUCUCUACCCCGUGCAACACUUGUGGGGGUGAUGGCCGAGUGCGGAAGACAAAAAGGAUCAGUCUAAAGGUUCCUGCUGGUGUUGAUUCUGGAAGCAGAUUGAGGGUCCGGUCUGAGGGGAAUGCUGGGCGGAGAGGAGGCCCUCCUGGAGAUCUUUAUGUGUUUAUUGAUGUUCUCUCUGAUCCUGUUCUUAAGCGAGAUGGGACAAACAUUCUAUACACAUGCAAAGUUUCAUAUAUUGACGCAAUUCUUGGGACAACCGUCAAGGUUCCCACUGUUGAUGGGAUGGUUGACCUGAAGAUCCCCUCCGGUACCCAGCCAGGCACAACGUUAGUGAUGUCCAAGAAAGGUGUCCCACUCCUCGGGAAGUCAAAUGCUCGUGGAGACCAGCUAGUGCGUGUGCAGGUCGAGAUUCCAAAGCGUCUGAGCAGCGACGAGAGGAAGCUGAUUGAAGAACUUGCAAACCUAAACAAGGCUCAAACAGCAAACAGCAGGAGAUAAUUCCAUGAGGCUUCAUUGGACAAAAUGCUUUGGCAAUAUGCAAUUUUAACGCAAAUUGCAGUGACUAAGUGAGCAUGAACUGGUAAAUCACUUCACAAACUGUACGCUCAUGCUGCGCCGUACCAUCGGUGGGAACUGUGAAUUCUCAUGUCUGUAACUUCAUUUUUAAGCCAUAGAAAUCUAGUUCCAUCCAAAACACCAAAACGGAUGGUGUUUUACAGUAGCUUGUCAUAUGCUUUUAGGCGAGCUUAUUAGUCUAUUUUUCAUAAUACUUUUUCACAAUUUUGAAAGGCCUAGGGAGAAAUAUUUAAUGGUGCAAAAGGGACGAGUUUUGAAACAUUUGUUUGUCGCAGAAGCACCAGACCAUUCUGAUUGUUAUUGUAAGCUGUAACAUCAAAGUUUUGGCAGCAGGUUUUCAUGUGCUCUUAAGCGUUGGGGGUUUGUUC